UCCGCGUUUCAUGUUAGUGCUUUGGGGCGGUCUUGGAAUCAACCUCGCUAAAUGUUGUAGUCCGCUGAUCUUCACACGCCAGGCACCGAGCGCUCACGGUAAUCUUCUCCUGGGGCUAAAGAGAUUCCAAGAAAACGGGAUACUCGAUGUUCACGCGUGGAUUAAUCGCUGGAAUAAUAAGUACGCGACUCCCAACUGCAAUACUGGGCCAUACCCGGCAUCGGCUAAAGGUUUCUCCGGCCACGUGGUGUUCCUAAUAAUAGACGGGUGCGAAGAUCUCGUUCCUCGUAUUUUCCGGAGAUCGUGUUUUCUUGUUCAUACAAAGAUUUGUUCAACUGGAAGAUGCGAUUAUACACCAUAGAAUCUCAAAUGGCCGAAUUGAUGUCGCCAUUAUCACACACGUCACCACUCUGGCACUCUGGUUAGCGAAAAGCUUGGCACAACCAACAUGCCGCACCGCUAUCCUCUCACCACCACCCUUGCUUCUAGAGGCAUACAUAGAAAGCCACGGUGACUCUCGUUGGAGUGCCGGCACUGAAAAUUCGUUCAAUACAAUGGCUGAAAAACAAAAGCCGAAAAGCGUGAUCAUCAUUGGCGCGGGAGUGGGUGGGACGGCAACAGCCGCAAGACUGGCGGCCGCGGGACUCAAAGUUACUGUGGUGGAAAAGAACGACUUUACCGGUGGCCGAUGCAGUCUAAUUCACCACGACGGCUAUAGAUUCGAUCAAGGGCCAAGCUUAUUGCUGCUCCCACCUCUUUUCCGAGAAGCAUUCCACGAUCUGGGGACUUCGCUCGAAGAUGAGGGUGUGCAGCUGAUUAAGUGCGAGCCAAACUACAGGCUGCAUUUUCACGAUGGCACACCCUUCACGCUCUCGACGGACUUGAGUGUCAUGAAACAAGAGAUUGAACGGUUCGAAGGAAAGGCCGGGUUCGAGCGGUACCUUUCAUUCUUGCAAGAAUCCCAUCGUCACUAUGAACUCUCUGUCAUUCACGUGCUGAAGAAGAAUUUCUAUUCUCUUCUGAGUAUGGCACGGCCCAACUUCUUGCAGCAUCUCUUGGAACUGCAUCCAUUCGAAAGCAUCUAUCGCAGGGCAAGCAAGUACUUCAAGACCGAACGUCUGCGGAGAGUCUUCACCUUCGCGAGCAUGUACAUGGGAAUGAGUCCUUUUGAUGCUCCUGGCACCUACAGCUUGUUGCAAUAUACUGAGCUCGCCGAAGGAAUAUGGUAUCCGGUCGGGGGUUUCCACAAGGUGGUUGACGCUAUUGUGAAGAUUGGGGAGCGAAAAGGUGUGGAGUACCGGAUGAACGCGCCUAUAUCCAAGAUUCAGCUCUCUGGAGAUGGACGGCGGGCAACUGGAGUAGUCUUGGAAGGUUCCGAAGAAACCCUCACAGCGGAUUUGGUCAUCUGCAAUGCCGAUCUGACGUACGCGUACAACAAUUUGCUACCCCAGACACGUUAUGCCAAAUCACUAUCCAAGCGUGAAGCAUCUUGCUCAAGUAUUUCGUUCUACUGGGCUAUGGACCAAAAGUUCCCCGAGCUAUCGGGGCAUAACAUUUUCCUGGCUGAAGACUAUCAAGAGAGUUUCGACAGUAUAUUCAAGAAGCACCAGAUCCCAGAAGAGCCCAGCUUUUAUGUCAACGUACCGUCCCGGAUGGACCCAACCGCUGCACCCCCUGGGUGCGACACCCUUGUCGUCUUGGUUCCUGUUGGCCACCUGUUGGACUCAAACACUGAGUCUCACAGGGGUACACCCAGCGCUACAGGCGGCACCCAGGACUGGGACAAGAUGGUCUCUAUCGCACGGACAACUAUUCUCAAGACUAUGGAGACUCGCCUUAAGAUUGAUCUCGCAGCACACAUAGUACACGAGUCUGUCAACACACCACCAUCAUGGAAAUCUACUUUCAAUUUGGACCGCGGAGCUAUCCUCGGAUUGAGCCACUCCUUCUUCAACGUACUGAGUUUCCGUCCUAAGACGAAGCAUGCAAGCAUCGAUAAUCUCUAUUUUGUGGGCGCCAGUGCUCACCCAGGUACUGGAGUGCCGAUCGUGCUUGCAGGCGCUAAGAUGGUGAGCGAGGAUCUACUCAAAGAUAUCGGAGGGCAGAUUCCUUGGGGCCAGAACAAGCAGGUGCAAAGCAGCAGCGGAAGUCCUCUUGAUCGCGAGAAGGGUAUUCCGCUUCUGCGUUGGCUCGGAUGGUUCGUGGCUGUGGUGAUUGCAAUCUUGUUGACCGAGCUUAAUGUGUUUUCGGACGAUUUUAAUUGGAGAGAGAUGAAGCUUAUGGGAGACUGGUAG
Molecule: messenger RNA, 2294 nt
Organism: Periconia digitata
Lineage: Eukaryota; Fungi; Ascomycota; Dothideomycetes; Pleosporales; Periconiaceae
Source: the annotation of a GenBank genome assembly